CUGCGGGGAUGUAUUUGGAACAUUAUCUGGACAGUAUUGAAAACCUCCCCUUUGAGCUGCAGAGAAACUUUCAGCUCAUGAGGGACCUGGACCAAAGAACAGAGGAAGCACUAGAUACCAUCUGUGGCCUUCCUUGGAAGUUGAACAAGUUGAGGCAUUCACUUGGACCCUGAGGCUAUACUGCAGUGGUCAGACCUGAAGGCUGAAAUUGACAAGUUGGCCACUGAGUAUAUGAGUAGCGCCCGCAACCUGAGCUCCGAGGAAAAAUUGGCCCUUCUCAAACAGAUCCAGGAAGCCUAUGGCAAGUGCAAGGAAUUUGGUGACGACAAGGUGCAGCUUGCCAUGCAGACCUAUGAGAUGGUGGACAAACACAUUCGGCGACUGGACACAGACCUGGCUCGUUUUGAGGCUGAUUUGAAGGAGAAACAGAUUGAGUCAAGUGACUAUGACAGCUCUUCCAGCAAAGGCAAAAAGAAAGGCCGGACUCAAAAGGAGAAAAAAGCUGCCCGUGCUCGUUCUAAAGGGAAAAACUCAGAUGAAGAAGCCCCCAAGGCUGCCCAGAAGAAGUUAAAACUUGUACGCCCAAGUCCUGAGUAUGGAAUGCCCUCAGUGACCUUUGGCAGUGUCCAUCCCUCUGAUGUGUUGGAUAUGCCUGUGGAUCCCAACGAACCCACCUAUUGCCUUUGUCACCAGGUCUCCUAUGGAGAGAUGAUUGGCUGUGACAAUCCUGAUUGUUCCAUUGAGUGGUUCCACUUUGCCUGUGUGGGGCUGACAACCAAGCCUCGAGGGAAAUGGUUUUGCCCACGCUGCUCCCAAGAACGGAAGAAGAAAUAGAUAAGGGCCUUGGAUUCUGACACAGUUUCUUCCACAUCCCCUGACCUGGGCUAGUGGGGAGAGGAAUGCCUGUGCUGGGGCCAGGGUGUUCAGGGAGAAGUGGAUGGCACAGUGUUGUCAUCCUUUCUCCUCCCCUGUCCUCACUACUGGUGCUGAGGCUGCAUCCAAAUCCUGGUAGAGAGGGGUGCCGUAGCCACUAGGGUAUAUGCUCUCAUUCAGCCCACUCCUUUCAGAAGGAAGUGGUCUUGCCCACUGUCCUUUGCCUCCAUGCUGAGGUUGGUGCUGUAUUUCCAAGGGACAGUCCUCUUUACUCCCCUUGCUUUGUAUUUAAGGACUGGGGCAGUAUCGUGGGGGUAUUCCCCCAACCCUCCUUAGUCCCUCCACCCUAUGAGGGGCUAUGGUGUAAUACACUUUCAUUGUUCUCUUCCUGCUUUUUCCAUAGUGGGGGCUCCCCAAGCUUAUCUGGGCUGUAGCCCUAGUUGAAGGGCCACCCCUUCCUAUGUGCCGAGAGGCUUCGUCCUGGCCUUGUGAAUGGGAAAGGGGGCAAGGUGGGAUCAGAUAAGCCACAUGUAAAGGAACUUGGAUAGGUGAAUAAAAGCUAUACCUAUUGGCCUGUUGUGUUUUUUAUAGAAACACCAUUUUAGUACUUGUGCUAAGCAUUUUUUUCUUUUGUUUUUGCAUUCUCUGAGUUGGAUAAGAGGCAAGAGGAUGACAUGCAAAAAGUAAAACAAGACAUGGAACCAGAGGUGCACCAGAAUCCACAACUUCUCCACUGGGAAAGACAAAGCUGGUUUUGGCUGGGGAGGAGGAUACCUCAGACCAGGGGUUUCCACUGGCAAACCAUUUCCCUAGACUGAGCUGUGUUUACACCUGAGCUCCCUGUACCUGACCCCUACUCUUUGUUUCACCUUUUGGCUUAUUUCUUACCUGGAGGAUUCCUCUCUGGUUUCUACCUAGGUAGGCCCUGACUUUGUUUUGUAUAUUCCAUAUCUGCUGCCUGAGAACCCUACCUAUACUCACUUAGGCCUAUCUAUGGGC
Molecule: messenger RNA, 1872 nt
Organism: Molossus molossus (Pallas's mastiff bat)
Lineage: Eukaryota; Metazoa; Chordata; Mammalia; Chiroptera; Molossidae
Gene: ING4
Product: inhibitor of growth family member 4
Exons: 9
Coding region: 232-834 (200 amino acids)
Biological process (GO): positive regulation of apoptotic process; regulation of DNA-templated transcription
Cellular component (GO): nucleus
Source: RefSeq, a predicted model, not a curated record